GGGGGACCCCCGGCCCGGGGAGCCGCCCCCGCCCCCGGCCCGGCUGCGCGGCUCGCGCCCCGCCGGGUCCCCACCUCCGUGCGGCCGGGCCCGCCCCCGCGCCCACCAUGUACGCCUUUGUGCGGUUCCUGGAGGACAACGUCUGCUACGCGCUGCCCGUGUCGUGCGUGCGCGACUUCAGCCCCCGCUCUCGUCUGGAUUUUGACAACCAGAAGGUGUACGCCGUGUACCGGGGCCCGGAGGAGCUGGGCGCCGGGCCUGAGAGCCCCCCGCGCGCCCCUCGCGACUGGGGUGCGCUGCUGCUGCACAAGGCCCAGAUCCUGGCGCUGGCAGAAGACAAAUCUGACCUUGAAAACAGUGUGAUGCAGAAGAAAAUAAAAAUCCCCAAACUCUCUCUCAAUCACAUAGAAGACGAUGGGGAGGUUAAAGAUUACGGGGAAGAAGAUUUACAGCUUAGACACAUCAAGGAUUGUCUGGGGAAAUAUUGAGCUGCAGUCCAAGGAAAAUCCCAGCUGCCCUUGCCUGAACUGAUUCUCGUUGUCCUACAGAGACCCGAGGGGCGGAAGCCAAGCGACGUGGCACACAAGAGCAUCGAGGCCGUGGUGGCCCGGCUGGAGAAGCAGAACGGCCUGAGCCUGGGCCACAGCACAUGCCCAGAGGAGGUCUUCGUGGAGGCCUCGCCGGGCACGGAGGACAUGGACAGCCUGGAGGAUGCCGCGGUGCCCCGGGCUCUGUAUGAGGAGCUGCUGCGCAACUACCAGCAGCAGCAGGAGGAGAUGCGCCACGUGCAGCAGGAGCUGGAGCGGACUCGCAGGCAGCUGGUGCAGCAGGCCAAGAAGCUCAAGGAGUACGGGGCGCUCGUGUCCGAAAUGAAGGAGCUCCGCGACCUCAACCGCAGGCUCCAGGACGUGCUGCUCCUGAGGCUCGGCAGCGGUCCCGCCAUUGACUUGGAAAAAGUAAAGUCAGAAUGUCUCGAGCCCGAGCCGGAGUUACGGAGCACUUUCAGUGAGGAAGCAAAUACGUCGUCCUAUUACCCCGCUCCUGCACCUGUCAUGGACAAGUAUAUCCUAGACAAUGGCAAGGUCCAUCUGGGAAGCGGGAUCUGGGUUGACGAGGAGAAAUGGCACCAGCUACAAGUAACCCAGGGAGACUCCAAGUACACGAAGAACUUGGCAGUCAUGAUUUGGGGAACAGAUGUUCUGAAGAACAGAAGCGUCACAGGAGUUGCCACAAAAAAAAAGAAAGAUGCUGUCCCUAAGCCGCCCCUCUCGCCUCACAAACUAAGCAUCGUCCGAGAGUGUUUAUACGACAGAAUAGCACAAGAGACUGUGGACGAAACAGAAAUUGCACAGAGACUCUCCAAAGUCAACAAGUACAUCUGUGAGAAGAUCAUGGAUAUCAAUAAAUCCUGUAAAAAUGAAGAGCGAAGGGAAGCAAAAUACAAUUUGCAAUAAACUUUGGAUUUUUCAUAAAGCCUUCUCGUUUUCCUUGCGCGGCGUGUGAUUUGCGGGCCACGGCGCCGUCCGGAUCAGACCCAUCGCGCCCGGUGGCGCGUGGCAGGGAGCCAGUGGGGUUCCGGGGUCACGGCUUGUGCUGAACUUGGACCUCCCACUUCAAAGAAGGCAGAUGGAUGUGCUGAGCCUCGGGCAUGCCCGGCACCGGUGUUGUUCCGGGGAUGGGAAAACGUCUUUCCGGCGGGGGAUGGAGUAUCUCUGACCUGCCUGUCACUUGACCCAGAAUUCAAACUGAUAUUUUUACCAUUCAAGGACUUUUAUCUCUGUUUCUCUAUUUUGUUCUAUAAUAAAGCUCAUUAAUUCUUUGA
Messenger RNA from Myotis lucifugus (little brown bat), 1822 nucleotides. RefSeq names its product BEN domain containing 5 (gene BEND5). The transcript is spliced from 6 exons. Lineage: Eukaryota; Metazoa; Chordata; Mammalia; Chiroptera; Vespertilionidae. The record is from RefSeq and is a predicted model, not a curated record. The coding region runs from base 696 to 1454 and encodes 252 amino acids. Gene Ontology annotation, biological process: negative regulation of DNA-templated transcription. Gene Ontology annotation, molecular function: DNA binding.